Phaeoacremonium minimum UCRPA7 is the source of this 5418-nucleotide messenger RNA. RefSeq names its product putative helicase swr-1 protein. Gene Ontology annotation, molecular function: ATP-dependent chromatin remodeler activity; ATP binding; histone binding. The transcript has a single exon. Gene Ontology annotation, cellular component: Swr1 complex. The coding region runs from base 1 to 5418 and encodes 1805 amino acids. The record is from RefSeq and is a predicted model, not a curated record. Lineage: Eukaryota; Fungi; Ascomycota; Sordariomycetes; Togniniales; Togniniaceae.
AUGACAGGGACCGCGUCGCCCGAAAACCCAACACACGACAUCUCGGCUGCCCACCUCAACAACGGCGAUGGCCACGUCGAUGACCAGCCACCAUCGAGUCCACUAUCCGACGCGGACGAGAUUCUCAAGAGGGUCAAGUCGGAAACCCCCGAGCUGCAAAUAGACGACGAAUCAGCCCUUGACCAGCAACAACAAGAGUCAUCAUCACCAGCCCAGGAUGUUGAUCAGCCCGCACCGAAAACGAACGGCCAUGCGAAGGACGAGGACACAAACGGACACAUCGACGAUGUCGAUCUGCAUGGUGACGAGAGACCUGCCAAGCGUCGACGAGUCCGAGACACCACUCCACCUCCCAACAGCGCGCCGCGUAAAAAGGUCGAAUCUCCGCCUUGGAAGCGCAUCGAGGCCGAGGGUCCAUCAACUUUUCGCGAGAACGGUUUGCGCAAGUCCGGUCGCAUCAACACCGUCCCACUGGAGCUGCAGCGCGGUGAUAAGAGGAUAACUAGGAGAUCCCUUCAUGCACAAGGCAGCCCGGCGACGAAGAACAAGACCGCAGCCCCGAACGGCCAUGUUGCCCCCACGCAACCUUCCAAGCGGCCAGUCUCGUCUGGGAAGCCCGCUCCCUCGAAGGCCACAACAACAUCCAAAUCUUCGAAUAAGAAACCAGUCCAAGAGACAAGAUCCAGUGCUCGAACUCGUCGAAGAUCAUCCUCACCCACAGCCACGACCACCCCUCCCAGAGCUUCCGCCCGAACCCGACGAAGCUCGCGUAAUCGAAGAGAAAGCACAGAUGCGAAACACGCUGCCUCGACGCCAAGUCACGAUGCUCGUAAUGGAGCACCCGUCCGAGUCACACCUCGAAUCAAGCUACGCAUGCGUCUGCCCUUGACGGAGCUGCCUAUAGUCCACCCCGAACAAACCAAGAUGCGGCCAAAAAUUGGCAGUAGUUUUGAAGAUUACUUUGUUCAGGCUGCUGAGAUCCCUGUCGAGAGUGGUGGUCAACUGGCUUCUGAAGAUGGACCGCAACUUACAGAGGAUAUGGCCUUGAAAGAGGCCAGGUCUAUACUGAGAAUUGAGGAUGAGGUUGGUCCUGGAGGUCUCCUCUCUGAGGAACGGUGCUCCGCCUUUGAGCCUGAGCCUGCAGAGGAGCCCCCGAGGCAAUGGGCGCACAUGGAUCAUCUGACCAAGGCGAUGACGAACUUCCGCAAGCUCAUGUUCAUGGAACAUCAACGCCAUCGAGCAGCUGCUAAAAAGCUGGCCGAGGCCUGCCGCGAUGAGUGGAUUCGAAGGCAACCAAAGAGCGCCGAGCAGCUUGAACAGGAAGCCAGAAUAAUGUGGAUCGGGCGAUACCGUCUUGUGGUCAAGUCUCUCUUUGGAACCUGGGAAAAUGUCAAAGCCGAGAUCAACCGUCGACGUCUUGAGGAAUGGGAAGCUGCGGAGCAGAAACGUGUUAAGGCAGCUCUACAAGAAGCCGUCAAUCUCUCCGAGCAGAAGCUCCUAGCAAGACAAGCGCAUGCCGACUCUGAGGGACUUACGGAUGACGAGGAUGACGAGUUGGAGAUCGGAGACGAGUUGGGCGAGGAUGCGGAUCUAAGUUCUGACUCUGACGUGGAAAUAGAUUCCGACGCCGAAUCCGGAGCUGAUGAAGACAACAUGUCUUCGUCUUCAGACGAAGAUGAAGACAGGAAGUCUGUAGCAUCCGAUGAGGGCCUCACCCAGGACCAGUUACGAGAAAAAUACGCAAAUCUUCCUGCCUUAGAGUCUAACGAGAAAGGCGACGAGGGAACGCCAGGCAGCGAUCUUGAAGCACUCGCGCUCAACUCGAACGAUGAUGACACAAGUGACGAGUCUGUCGAUAUGGAUGAUGAUUUGGGCUCGACAGAUAUGGACAGCGAAGAUGAAGAUGGCUCUGACGAAGAUAUUGAGGACUCUGAUGAGGCUGAUGAAGAGCCAUCGGGGCUUCUUGGUCUGUUUUUCGGAAAGAAGGAGUUGAAGAAAAUGCAAGAGGAGGCCACACCAGAUGCUACAGAGACGCCAGGCGUGGAUGGGGAUGGGGACACGGCAAUGCUCAAUGAUGUUGACACUCAGCCGCCUCUAAACCAAGAACCGAAGACUGAUGCAGACGAACAAGACAAGCAACAUGACUCCAAGGAUGAACAGCAAACCGAGCAAGAGGACACUAGUAAUUAUAACAUCGAGCAGGCACUGUCUGCUGACACUGCGCUGGCUCAGCCACAGCUCGAUGUUGCAGAUGAUAGACCUCAAAACGCAACUUCGAGCACGAAUCCUCCAGAGACAUCAUCUAACUUACUAGACCACACUUCUCGAACGGACGGUAGCAGCGUAGUCCUACUAGAGAAGCAAGAAGGCCUGACGACCACCGAAGCCGAGAAUUCCGCCCCCGACUCUCGGCCUAUUCAACAAGAGUUAGCUGCCAGCCAGGAUGUUUCUAUGAUCGAUGCACCGCAAGACCAAGCCAUCGAAGAGAAUAAUUCGGUUCCGGAGGUCGAGAUCACGGCCCCCGUGUCUGCCGCGAAACAGACUAGUCCUGAGACUGACGCUGUGACCAAUGUCGUUAGCCCAGAUCCUAGCCAGUCUCCCAGGACAUCAGAAACAAAGCCAUCAGAGGUCGACACUGCAUCUUCUGUGGAGCAUCUUAGUGUUCUUAAGGAUGCCAGCCGGUCGACAUCUCCUCAGCCAUCCACCAAGACUGAGAUCCCGUUCUUGCUGCGCGGCACACUUCGAGAAUACCAACAUGACGGUCUCGACUGGCUCGCAGGGCUGUAUGCCAAUAAUACAAAUGGAAUCCUGGCUGACGAAAUGGGUCUCGGAAAGACUAUUCAGACAAUUGCGCUGCUCGCCCAUCUUGCCUGCCAUCAUGAAGUAUGGGGACCGCAUCUCGUUAUUGUCCCUACUAGUGUUAUGUUGAACUGGGAGAUGGAGUUCAAGAAGUGGUGUCCUGGCUUCAAGAUACUCACCUACUAUGGUACGCAAGAGGAGCGCAAGAGGAAACGUCAAGGCUGGACGAACGAUGAUAUUUGGAAUGUGUGCAUUACAUCUUAUCAGAUUGUCCUACAGGAUCAACAAGUCUUCAAACGACGCCGUUGGCACUAUAUGAUCUUGGAUGAGGCACACAACAUCAAGAACUUCAGAUCUCAGAGAUGGCAGACUCUUCUGGGCUUCAAUACUCACUCAAGGUUGCUCUUGACUGGCACACCACUACAGAACAAUCUGACGGAGCUGUGGUCACUCCUCUUUUUCUUGAUGCCCUCCGAGAACGGGGUUGGUGGAUUUGCAGAUCUACGAGAGUUUCAUGAUUGGUUUCACAAACCAGAGUCCCAAAUUCUGGAGAGCGGGAGAGAGCAGAUGGACGAAGAGGCCCGCGCCAUCAUCUCAAAGCUCCACAAGGUGCUGCGGCCCUACCUUCUUCGUCGAUUGAAAGCAGAUGUGGAGAAGCAGAUGCCUGCGAAGCAUGAGCAUGUGGAGUUCUGCCGACUUUCUAAACGACAGCGUGAGCUCUACGAUGGAUUCCUAGCACGGACCGAGACACGAGAGACUCUGUCCUCUGGCAAUUAUUUGUCAAUAAUUAACUGUCUCAUGCAACUACGCAAAGUGUGUAAUCAUCCGGAUCUGUUCAUCGACAGGCCGAUCAUGACAUCGCUGCGGAUGAAUAAGUCAGUCGCAGCAGAUUUCGGAUUCACGGAACAGCUAAUUCGCAACAAGCUGACCGCGAAGACGCCAAUGAGCAGCGUCAGCUUGGGCUUUCUUAACUUAGUUCCAACAGAGCACGAGGAUCUGUCGAAGCAAGUCGCAGAAAGAAUCUUCCAAUUAAGUUCCCACAGGGCCCUUAUGGACCUCCGAGAAAACCAGAAGACACGCGCCAACAAUGCAUACCUUGCUCUUGACCCAGCAACCGCAAAAUCAAACAUCGUUUACCUUGAGAGCGCUGCAAGAUGGGGCCGUUUCGAGGAGCUGCAACAUUGUGUCUACCUCAAUGCCUUGCGUCGUCAGCAGAAGCCAAUCUACGGCAAGGGCCUCCGAGACUUUCUCACGAUUGGAGUUGACCAGCGGCCAUACAAACCACGUCCUCGUGUACCGAGAGAAAUCAUGACAUGGUUCGAAGAAGACUCGUUCAUUCUCCGCACAAUGAUUCCGACCAUCAGCCAACGAGCCGCAUCUAUGGAGAACCUGAUCACGAAAUUUGCAUGUGUCACGCCAGCUGUUGUGACUAGGGAUCUGAAUCAAUACUUGUUGGGUACAAAAUUGAUCACAGAGCUUGAAGAGGUUGAUCUCAAACUGUCUGCACCGGUCAAGACCCUGCCUUUUAUUCCCCGGCAGCCGCCCUUGGAUCCUUGGCACGAAGCACGCAUGCGAUUGUCAAUCCAGUUCCCGGACAAGCGCCUGCUUCAAUAUGAUUGCGGAAAGUUGCAGGCACUUGACAAGCUUCUACGCAAGCUGCAAGCUGGCGGCCAUCGUGCUCUAAUCUUCACUCAAAUGACUAAGGUUUUAGAUAUUCUCGAGCGAUUCCUCAAUAUCCAUGGCCACAAGUAUCUCCGCCUUGACGGUUCUACGAAGGUCGAGCAACGACAGAUCCUCACAGACCGAUUUAACGUAGACAAUCGCAUACUCUGCUUCAUCUUGUCUACACGUUCUGGUGGCUUGGGUCUCAAUCUCACUGGCGCGGAUACUGUCAUCUUCUAUGACCAAGACUGGAAUCCCGCCAUGGACAAGCAAUGUCAGGAUCGAUGCCAUCGUAUUGGCCAGACGAGAGACGUGCACAUUUACCGACUCGUCAGUGAGCAUACUAUUGAGGCCAACAUUCUCCGGAAAGCCAGCCAGAAGCAGAUGCUCGACGAUGUUGUCAUUCAGGAAGGAGAAUUCACUACUGAUUACUUCAACAAGCUAUCGGUUCACGAUGUUCUCGGUGGUGCCGAUCAAGGAGGUCUCCUUGGUGAAAGCGAUGCAGUCGCGAACGAGGCUAUGGAUCGGGUUCUGGGAGGAGUCGAAACCACAGACCAGAAAACCGCUGGCAGAGCCCUAGAACAAGCUGAAGACACUGAGGACGUAAUCGCUGCUCGAGCCGCUGAAAAGGAAAUCCAGCAAGAUGAUGCUGACUUCCAAGAAAAGUCUGGUGGUGGAUCUGGUGUAUCCAGCGUUCGUCAAGGAACGCCAAGAGAAGGCUCGAUGGCACCCGCGACACUUGGCAAAUCGGGUCUGGGCCUCUUCGCUGAAUCUGCUGACGAUGUCUUGAAGGCUGAGGAAGUCGAAGUCGAAUACAAUGCUUUCGGCGAGCCUCUACAAACCAUUGACGACUACAUGCUCAAGAUCAUGGCCGCGCAGCUAGCAGGUACUCCGCUGGAGCUACCUAAGGAUAAGAAGAAGAGCAAGAAGAAAGGAAAGGAUACACGCAAGCGUUGA